UGAAAAAAAAACUUUAUCCUUAACCUCACAAUAAAUAAUUUUAAAAAAUAGUAAACAAUUGAUAAAACAACAUAUAUUAAAAAUGCAACGAUUUAAAUUAUUAAUAAAUCCACUUUACAAUAAUAUUAUUUCAACACAUAAACGAUUGUCUAUAAGACAAUUGUGCACUGAAAUAAAAAAUUCAAAUGAAAGCAAUAAUAAAUCUGAGCCAAAAUUAGAAGACGGAAGUGUUAAUAAACUAGAUAAUAAUGAAUUAAAUAUCGAUACUAGUGAUAGUAAAGACGAUAAUAAAUUGGGCGGAUUUGCAAAAGCUUUUGAUAAAUUUAAUCAGCCGGAGCCAGAAAAAAUAGUUGAAGAAAAAACUUUUGCAUCUUUAUUAAGAAAUUCAAAAUUUAUUGACCUCGGAGAUCCAGAAGGCAAAAUCGUAACUGGUCAAAUAUUUCACAUUGUUGAUGAUGACUUAUAUAUUGAUUUUGGAUACAAAUUUCAUUGUGUAUGCACACGACCAUUCAAAAAUGGACAAGACUACGUUAGAGGAGCAACAGUAAGAUUGAAAAUUAAAGAAUUAGAAUUGUCGACAAAGUUUUUGGGUGCAGCUAAAGAUUUAACAAUAUUGGAAGCUGAUUGUGUGCUACUUGGUUUAAUACAUUCACCGAUGAGAAAUGUUAAAAAAGUGCAGCAAUAAAUUACAAUGAAGAAAAAAAAAUUUGUAUUAUUUAAAUAUAUAUUAAUAAUUAAUAAAUAGUUUUAAUAAAAAAUA
Messenger RNA from Microplitis mediator, 760 nucleotides. RefSeq names its product 28S ribosomal protein S28, mitochondrial (gene mRpS28). Gene Ontology annotation, cellular component: mitochondrial small ribosomal subunit. Lineage: Eukaryota; Metazoa; Arthropoda; Insecta; Hymenoptera; Braconidae. The transcript is spliced from 3 exons. Bases 83 to 685 code for a protein of 200 amino acids. The record is from RefSeq and is a predicted model, not a curated record.